This is a messenger RNA of Scomber scombrus (Atlantic mackerel), 3375 nucleotides long. RefSeq names its product NLR family, CARD domain containing 3-like (gene nlrc3l). The transcript has 12 exons. The record is from RefSeq and is a predicted model, not a curated record. The coding region runs from base 301 to 2655 and encodes 784 amino acids. Lineage: Eukaryota; Metazoa; Chordata; Actinopteri; Scombriformes; Scombridae.
GCCCGAAACCGAAAGUUUUAGCUAGAAGCGAGAAGUUGUAGCUAACGUCCUUUAUCGUGUGUGUAGAUUGUAUUGUAUUAUAACGCGACUCUAAGCUUCAUACACGCUUCUUUUAUUAUAUAUCGUAAGUAUUAAUAACGUAGUAAUAACAUUAGUAAGAUGAAGGGCCUGUGAUGAUGAAGAUGAUGAAGUACGACGAUAGUUAGUUAUCACCGACGCUCAGAGGAUUCAUCUUGUUUUUGGGGGCUUUAAAGUGGCUGAUUUCAUUACUAAAGGUGCGCUGUGUAGCUGAUCAGAGACAUGGAUCCUGAUAAUGAAGUGGCACGCAUUUUUAGGCCGGGGAAUGAGGAAGGAGAAGCAGACGAAAAGGACAAGGACAAGUGGAACAGACCGCCCUCCAGCUAUGGUUCAAUGAAGAGUGACAGCGAUAAGAUGGAGGAGGAGGAGGAGGGGGAAGGAGAUGAAGAAGACGUUCAUGAAGCCUGCCCUUCUCCUGUUGAUGGAGCAUAUAUUGAGCCGACUGAUCAUGAAGGGACAGGAUUGCGGCUGCAUCGCCCCGAGUCCCCAGAAACCCUGUUCACCAUAACCACGAUGCAGACCAAACCGCCAGGAGCUCUUGUCAUUGACACCAGGUCUUCUGAUCUGGAGGUAAAUUCAGAAGACGAUGAAGAGGAUAUGGAUGAAGUUUUGGUCGCUGACUCUCCAGAACCACCCGAGCCUGUUGAACCAGAUGAUGCAAUGCAGACUGAAGAUGGCCAGCCAGGCAAACUACACCCAGAGCAGGACAUGCCUUUUCUAUUCAAGACUAUCCAGGAAGCGCUGUCAGUACUCAAAAGUGAAGAGCUAUACAAUUUUAAGAUGCGGUUUUACCAGCGAGAGAAAGGCCUCACCCUGCAGCAUGUGCUGGAGGGAGACAUUCUUGAUUUUGUGGACAAGAUCAUUGAGGUGCUCGGCCAGGAGGAGGCCGUGUUACAAACAGUGAGUACUUUUGAAAAUGUCAACAAAAAAGCAGAGGCAGUCGAACUAGAGGAAAAGUGCAAGAGAUCGUUGAUCCGGUAUCGCCUGAAGCAGUACUACGUCAGAAAACAUCAAAUCAUCCGCGAGGGCGUCGUUCGAGCCGGAAAGCAGAACUUUCUGAAUAACGUCUACGUCGAGCCUCAGAUCUCCACCUGCGGUAAAGGAGGAAUUGACCCCUUCCACGAGUUACGGCCCCGCCGGCCUUCUGCUUUCCAGCUCCCCAGUCCUGACACAUUUGUCGGUUUGAACAAUCUGUUCAGACAACAGAAGGCAGAUGGCCAGCCGGUGAGGAUGGUGGUGACGACUGGGAUUCCAGGAAUUGGAAUGACUGUAUCUGUGGGGAAGUUCUUGCUGGACUGGGCAGAACAAGUUGCCAAUAAGGAUCUGCAGUUCGUCUUCAAACUCUCAUUCCGCACUUUCUGGUAUCUGCAAAACAAAACCGUUGCUCCGCCAGACAAGAUGUCUAUGAUAGAAAUGAUAGGAUAUUAUUAUCCUCAGUGCAAAGACAUGAAAUUCCUGGAGGAAGAGGGCUGUAAAUUCCUCAUCAUAAUGGACUCAUUCGAUUGUUACCAAGCUGCUCUGGACUGGGAGAACGCUCCGGUAAUAACUGACAUUCACACCAAAGCAAAUCCUGAUGUCUUGGUUGUGAACAUAUUCCGUGGCACUGUGCUUCGAGGGGCCCGUGUUUGGGUCCUGGGCCGACGGGCGGCCGUCUCACAAAUACCAUCCAAGUUCAUCGACCUCUUCACCGAAAUCCAGGGCUUCAGUGACGAGAUGAAAGACGAGUACCUGACCAAACGCUUUACCGAUAAAAGGCUGGCGGCAAAAAUUGUGGCCCAUUACAAGCGCCUACCGUCGGUCAUCAUGCUUACGCGUCAGCCCUUUAUCUGCUGGAUGGUGGCCGCCAUUUAUCCACGCCAAUUCCGUAAUCCGGACUACGGAUCGAAUCCCCCCAGACUGACGCCGUUCUAUAUCAACAUUAUGAUCGUCCAGAUGAACCGCAGGCUGCAGUUCUACUAUGGAAAGGGGGAUCAUGACCUGAAAUGGACAGAUGAGGACAAGUUCCUGCUGACAAGGAUGGGGAAGAUGUCCUUAAAGAUGCUGGAGAAGAAUACCAGCGUGUUCUACGAAGAGGAUGUGAAGGAGUUCGGUCUGAAGCUCACAGAGGUGACGGUGUUGUCUGGCCUGUGUACUGAGCUCCCCACUGCAGCCGACGGCAAGAGGAUGUUCUCCUUCAUACACGUCACUCUUCAGGAGUAUAUGGCUGCUAUGUACGUCUUCACGAUGUUUCGCACAGACGGCAAGAACGUUCUGGAGUCUGGGAUGCACAUUCCCAAGAUCUUCGCCGCCAAGGAUCAGACCAAAUCGCCAGUAGGUAUGGUCCACUGCGCCUUGGAGCGAACCUUCACCGCCCCGCUGGGACACUUCGACUUGUUCCUGCGCUUCCUGUGUGGCAUGCUUUCCCCCCAAUGCCACGAAGAACAGCUGAGCGGGUGCCUUUACUGCCACCACGCCCCGAAGGUGGGCGGACUUGAAGAGGUGCAGCGGCUGCUGGAGAAGAAAAUACAGACUGCUCCUGCAGACCGAGUGGAAAACUUAAAGGAGUGCCUUAGAGAAUUAAUCCAAAAGGACGAGUGAGUCGGGAUCAGUUUGCAUCAUGACAAUCAGUCACUUUAUAUGGAUGUGAGAAUUCAAAGUGCGACUCUGAAAACACUCAAAUCUGUGUCAUUUUGUGUUUGAUAUUAAGUUUUCAUAUGUUAGACCAGUGCUGUUUGAUCACGACGUUAAGAGUCUGUUAGUCAUGUGACUGAUAUAACUGACAAAAACAAUGUUCUGUGCAUCUCUGCAGUAUCUUUGUCAUGACUUGCAAUGAGCACUAAUGAAAACGUCCUGACAUCGAUCUUACUUCACUCAGCCGCCAUUUGCCAGUUAAAUAUAUGCAUUUUGUUUCUCCUCGAUGAAACACACAAGACUGGCAAAACUGAAUGAACUGUAAAAUAAGCAGCAAGUAUCACAAGAUAUGAUAAUGUUUUCAAGAAGCAAAAAUCUGACUUUCCUUAAAAACUUACACAUUUAUAACAGAUUUCUCUCCAUAUAUGCGGGUGAAACCAUAUUUGGCAUAAUUAUUUUUGGAGGAAACCACCCUGAAGACCACAAAGAGGAGAAACUUACAUUGUAAUUUAUUUAGAGUUGUUUUGUCAGUGUGUUGUUAUAAUGGGCCAAUGAGAUUUUUAGUUUUUAGUUUAUGAUACGAAUGUAAUGAAAAGCAUUUUUUUCAGCUUGGUUGGGCUAUGAGUACGCACAUUUGUCUGCGUAUGUGUCUUUUGUAAUUGAUUACUUAUUAAAUUUUUUAGCUUU